UAUAUUAUUUAAUGGACCGCGCUGAUGAUGGCGCACAUUAUGUGAUGCAAAAUGGACACGAGACAGGUGUACCCGAACCUAACGGACCUGCUGUACCAACAGAACUUGGACCGUUUGGCCGAGGGCGAGAAAUUCGCGAGCGACAGAUUCGACCAUGAUAGAUACGAAAACGAUCGGUCCACGUCAGUAUCCCUGGAGGAGGAAGACAGCUCGUCCGCUUUUGGGGUCGAUUUGAGCGGGAAGAACACGAAUUUGGGCGGGAAAUCGUUCACGAUAGCUGCCAUACUGGGUUUGACCAAGUCUGAGGAAGAUGUCAUGAACCUGAGCGUGCAGGAGCGCUUGCAGCAGAACCAGAAGCAUUUGCAGAACUAUUUGUAUUCGGGACAUGAAGUGCCGCGGAAUAACGAAUUCUGCCGGCUUGGCGUGCCGACGGCGCUGCGGCAGGAUACCCCGAGGUCCGAGCUGAGGCCGCAGGUGGCGCAGAUGAAAACCUCAAGGUCACACUCAAUAUCCUGUUCGAAUAGUUCCGGCAGAAGUAAGAGGAUAAGGACAAUCUUCACUCCAGAGCAGCUGGAGCGCCUGGAAGCGGAGUUCGAGAGGCAACAGUACAUGGUGGGGCCAGAGAGGCUCUAUCUGGCUCAUGCUUUGCAGCUCACCGAAGCUCAGGUGAAAGUGUGGUUUCAAAACCGUCGCAUCAAAUGGCGGAAGCAUCACCUGGAAGUCACGCAGCAGAGGCUCGCUGUUCUCCAGAGGCACAGGCCCGAGGAACGGGAGGAUGAUAUUUAAGAUUUUAAUUAAUUCAUUCAAAUAUAUGCUAUUCCAUAGAGUAUGAGACCGCCUAAAGACUUUUGUGUUUUGUUUUUUUGUGGUCGAUCCGUUAUUUUUCUUCUGUAUAUAUAUUUCAAGAUCUCGUGUGACGAUGUUGGUCACCAUACACCUACGAAACGGCUGAAUUUUUAUAAAAUAUUGUGUUCUUAUCGGGUAGGUCUGAGACACGCUAAAAGAGUGGUAUUAUAAAUUUGACGUCGAUGUGUGGCUAUCUGUGUGGCAGCGUAAUGGAUGGACCGAUAUCGAUGCGACUUUUUUUCUUUUGAAAUCCUCUAUAUUAGGUACGACAUAACCCACGGCCUCUUCCCCGGGCGCCGUGGGUAUCUAUGCAAGAUUUCUCCACUUAAAAAAAGAAGAAAA
This is a messenger RNA of Zerene cesonia (dogface butterfly), 1188 nucleotides long. Its product is annotated as homeobox protein Hox-A4. Lineage: Eukaryota; Metazoa; Arthropoda; Insecta; Lepidoptera; Pieridae. The transcript has 4 exons. Gene Ontology annotation, biological process: central nervous system development; regulation of DNA-templated transcription; neuron differentiation. Bases 52 to 786 code for a protein of 244 amino acids. Gene Ontology annotation, molecular function: DNA-binding transcription factor activity, RNA polymerase II-specific; DNA binding. The record is from RefSeq and is a predicted model, not a curated record.